AUGGACGACGACGAGAUUGGCGCGCUCGACCAAUUUGUGAGCCAGCUCGAGGCAAAGCCUUUUAUCUUCAGCAAGAUGGAUAUUCCUCAGCUUCCCAGUCUAGUGAAUUCGACCCUCGAAGUCGCGAAGAGUGUGGAAGCCGAGUCGGAGGACAAGGGUAGAGUGGUGAGGAAGAUACAUGAGAUUAACAAAGACCUCAAGGCAUCCAUCGUAAACUUUGACAGCACCAAUUCAUUUUCCCGCAUCAUUGGUGAUGUUCCGAACACUGUGAUUUCAUUCAACGAGGUCAUCAGGCCGCCUACGAGCGAACAGAUGCUGCUGCGACUAGCGAUCGACCGCUUUGGCGAGACAUCCAAGUCCAUCGAGGAAGCUUUGGAUCAAAUCUUCGAAAGGAACAGGCAGCUGCAGUCGGAUAUCAGUGAGAUGGGCGAGACAUCCAAGGCCAAAGACCCCCAGGUAGCAAGACGAUGA
This is a messenger RNA of Colletotrichum fioriniae, 471 nucleotides long. The record is from RefSeq and is a predicted model, not a curated record. Lineage: Eukaryota; Fungi; Ascomycota; Sordariomycetes; Glomerellales; Glomerellaceae.